CCGGGUCCGAUCACUGGUUUUUGUUUAGCUAUACAGCAAAGUAGUGACAGCACGAUCCUAUCGUUGUAUUCUCCACUGUUGAAUAAUUGUAUAGGGCAAUAACAUUCAGUGAAAAAAAAUGCAAAAAUGGAUCGAAGAAGCUCUAUUUAAGGACUCGUCUGCUACCCUGGGAUGGGUUGCAUUCCUUAGUGGUCAAAAUGGAGAACAACGGGGUCGACGAGGUGGAAAAUUUGAAGACAAAGUUCUUGUCAGCGUGGCACAAUGUGAAAUACAGUUGGGUUCUGAAAUCAAAGACCUCUUUCAGUAGAAAUUCCCCGGUGUUCCUUCUAGGAAAAUGUUACCACUUUAAGGCUGAAGAUGAUGACAGUGUUACAGAAGCCUGUUGUGAGGCCUCUGAUGAGGAUGUUGUCAUGGGGAAUGUGGAGGCGUUUCGGAGGGACUUCACAUCCCGUGUGUGGCUGACCUACAGGGAGGAAUUACCUCCCCUGCCCGGCUCCAACCUUACCUCCGACUGUGGCUGGGGCUGCAUGCUGAGGGCUGGGCAGAUGAUGCUGGCUCAGGCUCUUAUUCUGCACUUCUUGGGCCGAGGCUGGACCUGGUCGGAGGCGCUGACCCUCCAGCCCUUAGACACAGAAACGUGGACCACCACUGCAGCCAAGCGCCUUGUGGCCUCCCUGGAAGCUUCUCUGCAGGGCUACCAGCGGCCCCCAGUCUCUGGGCCUUUGCCCCAGGUCCAAAUCCAGGGAGCUGCUGAGGAGGCAGAUGCCCACCUCAAAGAAGUGUACCACCACACAGUGGUGUCCUGGUUUGGAGACAGCCCCUCGGCCCAGCUAGGUCUCCACAGGCUGGUUCGCGUAGGCCUCACACUGGGAAAGCAGGCAGGGGACUGGUAUGGACCCGCUGUCAUGGCUCAUAUCUUAAAGAAAGCUGUAGAGGAGUCAACGGACCCUGGCUUGGCGGGCAUAACUGCUUAUGUCUCCCAAGACUGCACAGUGUAUAACGGGGAUGUUGUGGAUAGCCACCGGGCGCCGGGGGCGAGCCAGUCCUGUGCCGGGAGAUCAGAUGCCUUUUUCCCGCUCAACAACCAAACAUCAGACUCUGCUGUGUCAGAUAGCCGAGCUGUCAUCAUCCUCAUCCCCGUGAGGCUGGGUGGAGAGAAGACCAACCCCGAGUACUUCAACCUUGUAAAGAGCGUACUGAGUCUGGAGUACUGCAUUGGCAUCAUCGGAGGGAAGCCCAAACAGGCCUGCUACUUCGUAGGAUUUCAAGAUGACAGCUUGAUUUACAUGGACCCUCAUUACUGUCAGUCUUUUGUGGAUGUCAGCACUAGCGAUUUCCCUCUCCAGCCGUUUCACUGCCCAUCGCCAAAGAAGAUCCCCUUCAGCAAAAUGGAUCCAAGCUGCGCCAUAGGUUUCUACUCCAGGAGUGUGCAAGACUAUGAGAGGAUCAGCAAAGAGCUGUCUAAGGUGUUGCAGCCAUCAGUGAGGGAGAAAUACCCAGCGUUCACUUUAAUGCAGGGUCAUGGCAGAGAUUAUGACCUUUCUGCAGGACUGACCCCAGAGAAGAGAGAAUGGCCUUUUAUCCGCAACACAAGGAAAGCAUCUGUCAUUGCUGGGGACUUUGUGCUGCUCUAACAGGAUGUCGGCGUCUGAGACCACAGACGGAGGACUUCAUCUUUUAAAGAACUAAGAGACGAUGCAGCCGAAGUGCUCAAUAUCUCAAAGGCCAGUGUCUGAAAAUAAACUGACAUAGAGGGACUUGGAACUUGUCAAGCCUCCAUUGAAAAAGUGAACACAUCUUAGAAAUCAGUAAUUUUAGUCAUUUUGAUGCAAUGUGAGCUUGUUGGACAUUCUGUGAGGCAGGUCCGCAUCCUGGAAUAUUUAUAUGUCUAUAUGCCCAUUUAGGUGCAUAAAUAGGAACGUUUGUCAUUUUUGCAGAAUUAUUCUUUUUAACCAUGGGGACUGAAGGCAGAGUAUUGAUGAGACACCCGUGACUCGAGGGUGCCAGGAUCCAGGACGAGUUUGUCCUUUGAGAUGAUAAUGAAUAAAGUCAGUCUCGAGUGGAUUAGGCUAGAAUCCAAGCUCGGUUCCCAAACUUUGUAAAGCCAGCGUUUUCCAUGCUGCAGAGCAGUGCUAAGUUAAGUGCGUUAUCGUUUAUUAACCCAGGGCUGAAGACCUAAUUAGACCUGGACUGAAACGGCUGUGGUUAGUCGGAGGCUAGGUGCACCGUGGAAUGAGGGUUGGUUGUUACGAGUUAAGGACUUCUUGUUCCUCUGUAGAGAGAGCGGGCGGAGAAAACUUUGCCUGCAGAAAUCCAAGAGCAUUUCAUCGAAGCGGCUUGAUUCACUACCCAUCUCGGUCACCUCAACACCCGAACUCUGCAGACCCGGAAAGACACUGUUUAAAUAAAUCUGCCAGCAUUUCCUCAUGCUCAAGCUAGAGUUCAUUUCUUUCUCUUGGCAAUAAUGAUAAUAAUAAUAAUAGUGAUGAUGAUAAUAAUAAGUUGAUGAUGAUGAAGAUGAAAUGACUGCUGGAGUAUCUGCCUUUGCGUGUUUUUAUGUGCACUGUAGCACAAAAAGACCAGUGAUGAGUGGAGAUCCAUUUAAAUGUGUAUAAUAUACAUUUCCCCUGGAAGUAGGGUAUCUUGGCUGAGAAUAAUGUCUACGUUUCUACUGUAUCACACAUACACACACGCACACACACUACAUACAGUACAUGGAUAUAUGCACUGCCAGAUAGAAAACAUUGUGAGGUGAAAUAUUUUGAAAGCACAUUUCCAUUUCAUUUCAUCUGUGGUGUUUCCACCAAAUUAUGAAGUAUUUAUUAUUGAGUACUGUUUUUUUUUUCUUCUUCACAUGUUGCAUUAUUCAGACAUUUCCAAUUUUGUCAUAUUUUGCCAGUGACACUCAUACUGUAAACAAUGCUACACUUUCAACAUGAUUACCAUUUGCUUUUACAUAGGACUCUGUUUAAGUGCCCUUGUUGAAAAAAAAAGUGCCAUAGGCGACACGUUCAUGUACUAUUACUGGAUUAUCGGCUGCGAUUGUUUACAAGUGUGUAUAUCAGGAAGCCUUUUACGUGUGUGGCGAUUGAUUCCUUGACCAUCAGCUCCGUUACGAUCACCAUUCUGUUUGUGUUGCUGAACUCGGAAAAGAUUAAUUUCACCGAUUUGAAAUAUCUAAAAAAAAAAUAUAUAUAUAUAUAUAUGUAUAUUUUUACACUGCUGUGCAACAAAAGUAAAUAAAGCCAAAAACGUUUGAA
This is a messenger RNA of Lampris incognitus (smalleye Pacific opah), 3260 nucleotides long. It is a transcript of the gene atg4c, whose product is annotated as autophagy related 4C, cysteine peptidase. The transcript has 11 exons. The record is from RefSeq and is a predicted model, not a curated record. Gene Ontology annotation, molecular function: protein-phosphatidylethanolamide deconjugating activity. The coding region runs from base 198 to 1634 and encodes 478 amino acids. Lineage: Eukaryota; Metazoa; Chordata; Actinopteri; Lampriformes; Lampridae.